AUGCCGCUGCUGUUUUCUAGAGCUGCUGCUGCAGCAGCGUCGGCAGCAGCAGCAACAACGGCAGCAGCAGCAGCAGCAGCAGCGCAGCGCUGCCUCAGGGCAAACGAUAUUAAGAAGAUCGGCCUGGUGGAAAGGAGACAAGGAGAAGGCCAAGGUGGUGAAGAGACAGGCGGAUAUGCUGCGCAACUUCGCCACCAAAUUGCCCCCCGAAACAAGAGACAAAUAUGCGAGCUGGAGCCGCGCGUGGGGCUGAAGAGCAGCAGCAGCCCGCGAGAAGACGAAGUCUGCGGCCUUUUUGUUGCCAAUGAACACACUGCUGUUAAUUACAUUUCCUUGGCAGAAGCUUUCGUCAGCGCAGCAAAAGAAGCAGCAGCAGGAAAGCAACUGGACUUCUCCUUGGGAACUGAAGUGCUGGAGAUAAAAAGAGAAGACAAAAAUUUGUUUUCUUUAAUUACUGACAAGGGCAUUAAAAAGGCCCGUUUUGUGGUGGUGAGUGCCUGCGGGCACUCUUUGCUCUUUGCGCAGCGCCUCGGCUACGGCCGCGAGUUUUCCUGCCUCCCAGUCGCUGGCUCUUUCUACUUCGCUGACACUAUGCUGAACGGGAAAGUGUACACAGUGCAGGACCCGCGGCUGCCGUUUGCUGCAGUGCACGGCGACCCGGACAUUUUGCUGCAGGGGAAGACGCGGUUCGGCCCCACAGCUUUGCCGCUGCCGCUUUUGGAAAGAAAUAAUUUAAAAACAUUUUUUGAUUUUGCAAAGUGCGUGAAGCCCGACUGGCGGCUCGCUCAGGUGUACGUACAGCUCCUCAACACCGCCUACAUGCGCGCCUACGUCUUCAAGAACUUCCUCUUCGAAGUCCCCAAACUCAACCUCCACCUCUUCGCCAACGACUUGAGAAAAAUAAUUCCUUCAAUCCAAGUUGAAGACUUAACUUACGCAAAAGGCUUUGGGGGCAUUCGCCCGCAGCUGAUAAACAAAGUGGAGAAGAAACUGCUGCUGGGCGAAGGCAAAAUUGUGACAGGAGAAAACAUAAUUUUCAACAUUACGCCUUCGCCGGGGGGCACGACUUGCCUGGGCACUGCGGAGACGGACAUGCGGGAAAUAGCGCGGGAGCUGCAGGCGAGGAUUGACGAGGAGAAGUUCAAAAAGAUUCUUUUGCAAGGAGAGUAUCCCGUUGGCAAUUAG
This is a messenger RNA of Eimeria necatrix, 1185 nucleotides long. RefSeq names its product malate:quinone oxidoreductase, putative. Gene Ontology annotation, cellular component: cytoplasm. Bases 1 to 1185 code for a protein of 394 amino acids. The record is from RefSeq and is a predicted model, not a curated record. The transcript has 9 exons. NCBI's taxonomy places the organism in Eukaryota, Apicomplexa, Conoidasida, Eucoccidiorida, Eimeriidae. Gene Ontology annotation, molecular function: (S)-2-hydroxyglutarate dehydrogenase activity; (S)-2-hydroxy-acid oxidase activity.